AUGGGGAACUGCUACAGCACCGGCAGUAGCAGGCGUGCGGAGACGUCGGAGCCGGCGCUACCGCAUGAGGCGGCGCCGGCGGAGGAGCUGAGCUCGUACGAGGCGGCGUGCCGGUCGGACCCGGAGCUGCGCACGUUCGACACGACGCUGCAGCGGUGCACGAGCCGCGCCAUCUCGACGCUGGCGGUGGGCGUCGAGGUGCGUUCGCUGUCGCUGGAGUACUCCCUCCGCGAGGUCACCGACUGCCUCCUCGACACCAACCAGAAUGGGCUGCGCGUCAUCCUCGACUGCAAGAAGGACAUCUGGAAGAGCCCCGAGCUGUUCGACCUCAUCGAGGAAUACUUCGAGAGUAGCGUCCACACCCUCGACUUCUGCACUGCGCUCGACAAGUGCCUCAAGCGCGCCCGCGACUCCCAGCUCCUCCUCCACGUCGCGCUCCAGCGAUUCGACGACGAGGAGUACGCCGCCGCCCCCUCCGCCCGGUACGCGCGCACGCUGCACGAGCUGCGCCAGUUCAAGGCAGCCGGCGACCCCUUCACGGAGGAGUUCUUCGCCGCCUUCCAGGCCGUGUACCGGCAGCAGCUGACCAUGCUGAAGAAGCUGCAGCGGCGCAAGCACCGGCUCGACAAGAAGAUCAAGACCAUCAAGGUGUGGCGCCGGGUGUCAAGCAUCAUCUUCGCGACCACGUUCGCGGCCGUCCUCAUCUGCUCGGUGGUUGCCGCGGCCAUCGCUGCCCUGCCUGUCGCUGCCGCAUUGGCCGCGGCCGCUGCAGUUCCCCAGGGGUCUAUGAGGAAGUGGAUCGAUUCAUUGCUGAAAGGGUAUCAGGACGCGCUCCGAGGACAGGAGGAGGUGGUGAGCGCGAUGCAGGUCGCCAAGUUCAUUGGCAUCAAGGAUUUGGACAGUAUCAGAGUUCUCAUCAACCGGGUGGAGGUGGAGAUCAGUUCAAUGAUCGACUGUGUAGAGUUUGCAGAGCGGGAUGAGGAGGCGGUGAAAUUUGGGGUGGAGGAGAUCAAGAAGAAGCUGGAAAAUUUCAUGAAGAGUGUUGAGGAUCUUGGGGAGCAGGCGGACCGGUGUAGCCGGGAUAUCCGUCGGGCUAGGACCGUCGUGCUGCAAAGGAUCAUCCGGAAUCCAAACUGA
Messenger RNA from Setaria italica (foxtail millet), 1137 nucleotides. RefSeq names its product UPF0496 protein 1. The record is from RefSeq and is a predicted model, not a curated record. The transcript has a single exon. NCBI's taxonomy places the organism in Eukaryota, Viridiplantae, Streptophyta, Magnoliopsida, Poales, Poaceae. The coding region runs from base 1 to 1137 and encodes 378 amino acids.